UCCGCUGCGCGCCUGGAAGGAAGCGGCGGCUCCCUGCCCGGGGGGAUGUUAGCCCCGAGCCCGGCUGGGCUUGGGGCGCUUCGCUGCCCAUUGCCCCGCGAGCUCCGACUGGGGGGCGCCGGAGCGAGCUGAACUUUUCUUCCUUUGGUUUGAUUUUUGUGCAUCGUUGGAAAGCGGAGCGCGGGGCCCCCCCUGGGCUGAGCCGGCCCCGGGGAGGGGCAUGGCGUGCGGCGGGGGGAGCGGCGCCAGCCCGGGGCCCGCCAGCCCGGCACCGCUCUGGUACCACCGGGACCUGAGCCGAGCGGCGGCGGAGGAGCUGCUGGCCAGAGCCGGCCGAGACGGCAGCUUCUUGGUGCGGGACAGCGAGAGCGUCUCGGGCGCCUACGCCCUCUGCGUGCUGUUCCAGAAGCACGUCCACACCUACCGGAUCCUGCCAGAUGAGGAUGACUUCCUAGCAGUGCAGACGUCGCAGGGAGUCCAGGUGAGGCGAUUCAAGACCCUGAACGAGCUGAUCGCGCUCUACCUGCAGUCCAACCAGGGCCUGGUCUGCACCCUGCUCUUUGCCGUCGAGCGGGAGAAGGAGAAGGAGAAUGCCGAGGACAGGGACUACUCAGAUGGGGAGGAUGAAAAGCCCCCGUUACCGCCGCGCUCCGGCUCCACCAGCUUCUCCCCUGCCAGCCUCGGGCCAGCCACACAGGACGGGGCCAUCGAGAGUGCCACCAACGGCCUCAGCACAGUCUCCCACGAGUACUUGAAGGGCAGCUACACCCUGGACCUGGAGGCUGUCAAAGCCGGGGCCAGCAGCCUGCCCCAUCUCAACAAGACCCUGGUCACCUCCUGCAAAAGGCUACACAGCGAGGUGGACAAGGUCCUGUCCGGGCUGGAGAUCCUCUCCAAGGUGUUUGACCAGCAGAGUUCUCCCGUGGUCUCCCGGAUCCUCCAGCAGACCGCUGGCCAGACGGGAGAGCAGGAGCUGGAGAGCCUGGUGCUGAAGCUGUCUGUCCUGAAGGACUUCCUGUCCGGCAUUGAGAAGAAGGCUCUGAAGGCUCUCCAGGACAUGAGCUCCACGGCCCAGCCUGCCCCGGUCCAGCCCUCCUCCCGCAAAGCCAAGAGCAUCCCCGUGCAAGCGUUCGAGGUGAAGCUGGACGUCAUCUUGGGGGACCUCACCAAGAUCGGCAAGUCGCAGAAGUUCACGCUGAGCGUGGACGUGGAGGGCGGGAAGCUGGUGGUGCUGAAGAAGCAGAAGGACUCCCAGGAGGACUGGAACACGUUCACCCACGACAAGAUCCGACAGCUAAUCAAGUCCCAGCGGGUGCAGAAUAAGCUGGGGAUCGUCUUCGAGAAGGAGAAGGAUAAAACUCAGCGGAAAGAUUUUGUCUUCGUCAGCGCCAGGAAGCGGGAGGCAUUCUGCCAGCUGCUGCAGCUGAUGAAAAACAAACAUUCCAAGCAGGAUGAGCCCGACAUGAUCUCCGUCUUCAUCGGCACGUGGAACAUGGGAAGCGUGCCUCCCCCCAAGAGCAUCACGUCCUGGUUUACGUCGAAGGGCCUGGGGAAGACGCUGGAUGAGAUGACAGUCACCAUCCCCCAUGACAUCUACGUCUUUGGCACCCAGGAGAACUCGAUGGGGGACAAGGAGUGGGUCGACUUCCUCCGGGGCGUGCUGAAGGAGUUCACGGAGAUCGAGUACCGCCCGAUCGCAAUGCAGGCUUUGUGGAAUAUUAAGAUUGCCGUCCUGGUGAAACCGGAGCACGAGAACCGGAUCAGCCAUGUCAGCACCUCGAGCGUGAAGACCGGGAUCGCCAACACGCUGGGCAAUAAAGGGGCCGUGGGAGUCUCCUUCAUGUUCAAUGGCACCUCUUUCGGCUUUGUGAAUUGCCACCUGACCUCAGGCAACGAGAAGACGGCCAGGCGGAACCAGAACUACCUGGACAUCCUGCGCUUGCUGUCCCUGGGCGACAAGCAACUCAGCUCCUUCGACAUCUCGCUCCGCUUCACCCAUCUCUUCUGGUUCGGGGACCUCAACUACCGCCUAGACAUGGACAUACAGGAGAUCCUCAACUACAUCAACCGCAAAGAGUUCGAGCCGCUGCUCAAGGUGGAUCAGCUCAACCUGGAGAAGGAGAAGCACAAGGUUUUCCUGCGAUUCGGCGAGGAGGAGAUCACCUUCCCCCCAACCUACCGCUACGAGCGGGGCUCCCGCGACACCUACGUAUGGCACAAGCAGAAGCCCACUGGGGUCCGCACCAACGUCCCCUCCUGGUGUGAUCGCAUCCUGUGGAAGUCGUACCCCGAGACCCACAUCAACUGCAACUCCUACGGAUGCACCGACGACAUCACGACCAGCGACCACUCCCCUGUCUUCGGAGCCUUCGAGGUCGGAGUGACAUCCCAGUUUGUCUCCAAGAAAGGGCUCUCCAAGGCCUCAGACCAGGCCUACAUUGAGUUUGAGAGCAUCGAAGCUAUCGUGAAGACGGCCAGCCGGACCAAGUUCUUUAUCGAGUUCUACUCCACCUGCCUGGAAGAGUUCAAGAAGAGCUGCGAGAACGACAUGCAGAGCAGUGACAACAUCAACUUCCUGAAGGUUCAGUGGUCCUCGAGGCAGCUGCCCACGCUGAAACCGAUUCUGUCCGAGAUCGAGUAUCUCCAGGACCAGCACCUGCUGCUCACGGUCAAGUCCGUCGAUGGCUACGAAUCCUACGGUGAGUGCGUGAUCGCCCUGAAGUCCAUGAUCGGCAGCACCACCCAGCAGUUCCUCACCUACCUGUCCCACCGCGGGGAGGAGACGGGUAACAUCCGGGGCUCCAUGAAGGUCCGGGUUCCAGCCGAGCGGAUGAGCACGCGGGAGAGGCUCUACGAGUGGAUCAGCAUCGACAAGGACGAAACAGGAGCUGCCAAGGGGAAGCUGCCGCUGGUCUCCCGGGCCAGCCAGGAGCACGCCAAAUCCGCCGGACGGAAGCCCCUGCCGGGGGAGACGGCAGCCUGCCCCCUCGGGAAGCUGUCUGACGAGCCGGAGAAGCCCAGCACCCUGACUGCUGGCCGCCUGCCAGCCCCGCUCCGCGGCACCUCCAGGGAGGAGACCUCUCAGACCAGGUCCAAGCAGGACUCGGCCUCAGAGCCCGACGGCGGCCCCACGAAGAACAGCUUCAAUAACCCAGCCUACUACGUGCUGGAGGGGGUCCCACAUCAGCUGCUGGCUGCGGAUCCCCCCACCCCCUCCAAGGGGCCGGCCCCCAAGAACAAAGUGCAGAUCACGGUGCCUGUGCAGCCAGAGCGGCGCCGCCAGCCGCUCCCAGGCCGGGGCGAGGAGAGCUCCUCCGACGAGGACACAGGCACCCUCAACCUGCCGCCCCCCGACUUCCCACCCCCGCCCCUGCCCAAGGCCGUGGAGUUUGAGGUGUCUGAAAACCCUCUCUACGCCAGCGCCAAGGACCUGGGUGGGGCAGCUGGCAGGGAGGAGCCCGGCACUGCCAAGCCCUGGGCUGCUGUGGCCUUCAGCGACCCCUUGGAGUCCAAGCUGGCCCCACCCAAGCUACACCCAAGGCCUCCCCUCCCCCCCGGACCUGGCUUCCUGGUGGAGCCCCCCAGUGCCCCCCAGGCUCAGGGAGGCCUCCUGGACGAUCGCUCCUGUUCGGUGCUGCAGAUGGCCAAGACCCUGAGCGAGGUGGAUUAUCCAGGUAGCAAAGGGGGCAGCGGCCUGGGGCGGGAGCAGCAGGGCCGGCCGGCCCCACAUCUGCUCAGCAAAGGGCGGCUGGACCUGCCCCCCAGGUGCAUGCACCCCGACUACAGCCGGCCCAUCACCUUCCCGCCCCGUUCCAUCCGGGAGAGCAUCGAGGAGGACCUGGCUGAAGAGGCGCUGGGCCAGGGAGGGAGGAGCAGCUCCAGCCUGAGCGAGUGCAGCGUGGGCGAAUGGCUCCUGGCCCUCGGGCUGGAGAGGUACGAGGAGGGGCUGAUUCACAACGGCUGGGACGACCUGGAGUUCCUCAGUGACAUCACGGACGAGGACCUGGAGGAGGCCGGGGUGCUGGAUCCCAACCACAAGCGCCUCCUGCUGGAGAACCUGCUGAAGCUCAGGAAGUAGCAGGAAUCUGUGUCUCCCACACCAGGGCCUGGGCGUGCCGCUCCUGUUCGCAUCCCCCGUCCCCCUCCUGCGCCCUCCUACGUCGGGAUCUCGGGGGCUUUCACUGUGCCUGCACCCCCCUCCCCCUGGCGGGGAGGGAGGGGACUCGAGGCAGCCACGAGCUGCAUCCCCAUGGGACACUGGUUUAGUGCUGCAUCUGCAGGGGGCACCCCAGAGAUGGGGCUGUGGGAGCGGAGUGGGGAGGAGCCACCCCACCGCAACCCAGAUCCUACCUGUCCUCGCCUCCCAUGGCUUCCUGGAGGAAUCAGGCCUGAGCCAACCCAGAGCAAGGGGGCGACAGGUGGGAGCGGGCAGAGAGCUGCACGUGGGCUGAGCAGUCCCACAGCUGGGGGCUGGAAGUGACCUAGGCCAGGGAGCAGGGCACUCUGCUGCCUAAGUUAUUGCGUAUUUAUUGAACCAGGGGAAGAAAGUUUGUCUUGUUUCAUUGCCAGGCAGCCUAGGCUUGCUCCAGUUUAGGCCUCUCCUCCUCCUUUGUAAAGAGUUUCCCCUUCAGCCAAGCCAGGCCCUUUCCUGCCCCCCUGCAUCCCGCGGGCUCGCAGCGCUGUGGGCAGCGGCGGGCAGGGCCUCUCCCUCUUCCCCGGGCAUAGGUGCCACUGGGUUACAGUGCUCCAGGCACCAGAGAGCAACCAGGCUGAGCAAGGGGCUGGAGCGCUCUAUUGAGGGGGGUACGCGAGCUGCCUAAGUGGGGACACGAGCCUGCAUCCGCCCGGAGGGUGGGGAAUUGGGGACAGGCUCUGACUGGGAGUCAGAGGCUGGAAUUAACCUGGGAGGCUUGGCCCGGAGCCGAGGAGGAAUUCCCUGCCAGUGCGCUGGAUCUUUCCCCAUGGGAGUCAUGACAAAACAGCCGCCCCCUGUCUCCCGCCAGGCGCCUCAGCAUCCUGGGAUACGUCCCAGCCAUGUGGUUAGCCAGGGAGGGCUGUCUGCGUCAGGAACGGUCUUUCCGCCCAGUGCCUCUGACCCAGCGAAGAAUUGGAGUGGGCAGCAGGGUCUAGGCUCAGUGGGGGAGUAAAGACUAUCUCAGCUCUUCUGCUUGACUGUGGGAGCCCAUGGCGGGGGCAAUGGUCCCUCCACUCACUCCUGAGUCCUCCAUCCUCCUCUGGCCCCCAUUUUCUCCUCUCCUCCCCGGCUGUAGCGUAGUUACGCCUUAGGAUCCCGCUAAAGCACUCCUAGUGUAGCCAGGGCCACACCCAGGAUCAAAGGAAGUCUGUGGCAGAGCAGGAAUUAAACCCAGGUUGCCCCCAACCCAGGAAUUAAACCCAGGCUAGUGCGCCACCCGCUGGCCAAUCUUCCCUGGCAUCCUUCCUGCCAGCUCAGCCCUGCCCAUCAGGCGUCUAGCCAGGCUCCAUGCACUGCCUCCUGCUGCCCUGUCUUCUAGCUGCUCCUCACCGGGCAUGGGGACCCAAGGGUCCUGCCUUCAUCUGUGCCCGCCGUCCACGAGAGCAAGGGGCAGCGUUUGUACCCGGCGCUUUAUUCCCCCCCUCGGGUCGGCAACGUCUAGGGGCACACCCGUGGGCUUUAGCGCUGCAAUGAGUGAGGGGGCGUUUCCCAGGGAAGCGUGGGAGAACCCGCCUGUCCUUUCUGGGCCCACAAGGGGAAUUGUCGGAGGACUGCCAGCUCUGGAGAGUGGUGCUCACCUGCAUCCACACUGCAGAGGGGUCAGGGGAGCAGCUGCUGCAUUCAGCUCGCUCGAGCUGUAGCUUGUACCCCUGGCGGGCCAGCCUACAUGUGGGGUUUGGUGUGGAGGCAGGACUCAAGCUAGGGGCAACACCCGAGUUACAACGUGAGUUCCUGCUGCAGCAAAGACAAGCCCCGAGUUCAUGUUCUCUGUGCCUGCCUGCAUCACAUUAGUUAGUUAGAUAUUGGGGCAGCAAGCUCAGGUGCCUGCGAGGGCCACAGCCCUGCCCCAUGUGCUGCUGGCUGGAGAGCAAGUCCUUCCACUGGCAUCAAGUCUUUACUCACCAGUCUGAGCUGCCAGCAGAGAGUGGGAGGACGUGGCAGCUGAGACAGGCUACAGCAAAGUUGCACCCGCUUGACUGAAAGUGUUAUUUCAAACCGGUUUAGUUGAACCAGAGCAAAACAUAGUGUCAGAGUCCUUAAUCCAAAUUAAACUCGGUUUAUAUCCAUGUACGUUAGCUUUGAGUCCUUGCUGAAUUAAGAUAAAUGGAUAGAAACUGGGCUGCAAUUGGCUUAAGAGCACAUGUACUAGAGUUUGCUCCAUUUUAACGGAAUUGGUUCUAAAUCACAAACUGGGUGCAGCGCUGGCCGGUGUCUGUAGCGUCCUCGCCUGCUGCUGAGCGAAUCCAAAGUGAGUCUAGGACCCCAGCUGCCUCCCUUCAAGCCAGGCAGGGCCAAGGUUCUAAUGCCAGGGACUGGGGCUCCGGACACCUGGGUUCUUUUCCCACUUCAGAAGCCAAGAUGCCCAAGGCCCCGUCCAACCGCUCCUCUGUGUGCUGGGGGAGAGGGAAACUGAGGCUAUUUCACUAAUGCCUUGAGAUUGUAACUGCAAAGGACAUCAUAGCUCUCCCAGUACCAUAAGCGGCUCCUUUGCCAAACUCAGCUGUGCCAGUUUCCUUCAGGGAGUGGAGCUCCGGCACCCCACAAGCGCCAGAGCGUUUAUAGGCACCUGUUAAAUCACAGAGCCGGGGUGGGUCAUUCCACUGCCAUGUGUAGACAGCUGAGAUCGCCCCCAUCGCCGCCCACACAGGCUCUAGCUGCUGAGGCAUAACCCCAUUUCUUCGCAGCCUCCUCCCAGCUAUUCUCCACCUGCCACUUUGUAACUGACCCGGGCUCUUGGGCAGCCCCUUGUGGCACUGAAGAGGUUGGUCUGCAAGGCCCUGGGGUGGAUGGAGACGGGGCAGGCCCUACCCUGAGCUCUUUGCCAGCGAGGGCCUGAAGAGGAACAUAGUUCACCCCUCCCCGGCCACCACGGCCAGGCACAUCAGCCUGGUUGCUGGAUGCUGGCAGCGCAUGGGUGGCUGCUUGGCCAACGUGUUCCAAGCGGGAACGCAGGCAAUGGGGCACUCACCCCCACUCUUCACUAGGCUUGGGUGACUCAACCCUCCCCAGCGUGGGCCACGUGAGGCAAGACCCCAUGCCCCAUCAGCCCCACCCUCGCCCACUGGCACCAACCCCGUCUCCAUUAGCUCGUGGCAAUGGCAGGCUGCUAAUCUGGACCAGCCACCCGACGGGGACCCAAAGGCAUUGAGCAAGCAUGUGGUGUUAACAGCCGUCUCCUCUGACUCCUCUGGAGCCAGCUGCGCAUGGGGUCAAUCCCGCAGUGUAAGGCCUGUGGCGUGGGGGGCCGAUACAAAGCCCCCCUGCUUUGUGGCGAGUUUGAAUCUGGCCUGAGGCAGUGGUGGUGGCCGGAAGCUGUUGCUGGAUGAUGUUGCGGCCAGCUCUCCAGGCAGGGUGAGUGUCUUUCAGCCCCUUGCGGGCUGCCUCCUUGACUUUCUCUAGGCCCCUUUCCCUGUUAGCCAUCAGGAAGAUCCCAGGGGAUGCGCUGAGUGGCACAGGGAGAGAUCAAGCCUUAAGGACGGGCGAAAGGCCAGAGCACGGCCAGAACUCAGGUGUCUGAGUUUGUUCACAAUUUCAGUUUUAAGCAGUUCUCAUUUCAAGACACCAGCUGCCAAGGGGGACAGCCCCUUAGGUUGGUGCUGAGGGCAGGUCCCUGCUCACCGAUUUCCCUUUCCGACCAAAGGGAUCGUCACUGUGAUUUGGUUCCAAUGAGGACCUGCCUGUCGGUGUCAGUGAAACAUGGCUGGCUACUGUCCCUGUGUUAGCACAGCUGUCUCUGGGCUAGGAUGGACUGGAACCUUGUUCAGAGGCUGUUCUGAGCUACUGGUUUGUGGACAUGGGAGUAGGAGUCAGGAGCCCUGGCUUCUGUUCCCAGCUCUCAUGCCGACUUGCUUGCCUGGCCCUUUCGCCUGCUCAUUUCACCGCUCUGUGCCUCAGUUUCCCCAUGGAGGCAGUGGUGCUCAUCUGCUUUUCCAGAGCCAGAGGUGAGCAUAUAUGCCCCAAGAGACAUAUCCAACCCUUGGAGGACUCCGCUAGGUCACUGGAGCCUUUGCCCAUCCCAAGGAGAAUCUCCAAUGGUGAUGAAGUGGCUCUCACAGAGAAAUGAAGGAUGUGUUUGUUUCCAGUGCGGUUUAGCUAUCAGGCACGGGAAGGAGCUGGUCCCCGUGAGGCCUGACAGGCUCUCUGCACCCCACCUUGUCUCUUUGUUAGCGAGGCGUUUGGUGUGACUUUAAUCCUACUAAACUACCGUCGUGUUGUGUUUUUUGUUGUGGUUGAAAUCACGAGCUAUUUUUUUAAUGUUUAAUUUAAUUGUUAUUUGAAACUCUCUUAUGCUUAAUAUUAUUUCUUGGGGGAGGCAGGAGAUGAGAAUUUUAAGUGUUAGGAUCUGAAGACUUUGCGAGAUGUUCACUUUUUAUGUCCAGGAGUAUCACAUUCUGAAGUAAUAAAAGGGCUUGUUUGCU
This is a messenger RNA of Gopherus evgoodei (Goodes thornscrub tortoise), 8613 nucleotides long. It is a transcript of the gene INPPL1, whose product is annotated as inositol polyphosphate phosphatase like 1. The record is from RefSeq and is a predicted model, not a curated record. The transcript is spliced from 28 exons. Gene Ontology annotation, biological process: phosphatidylinositol dephosphorylation. Gene Ontology annotation, molecular function: protein binding; phosphatase activity. NCBI's taxonomy places the organism in Eukaryota, Metazoa, Chordata, Testudines, Testudinidae. Bases 221 to 4078 code for a protein of 1285 amino acids.